AGCGCUGUUAUCGGCAGAGAAAAAAAAUCCUUACAGUCGCCAUGAUACAGCAGCGGAAACGGGUGAGAAGUAGCUAGAAAACAAAAGAGAACACGCAGUCGUCCUCGCGAUUUGGUAUGCUCUUGCAGUGUUAUAGGAAUGCCCAAGGAAAAAUAUGACCCGCCGGAUCCCAGGCGGAUGUACACAAUUAUGUCCAGCGAGGAGGCAGCCAACGGGAAGAAGUCAUACUGGGCUGAGCUGGAAAUUAGCGGCCGAGUAAGGAGUCUCAGCACAGCCCUGUGGUCUCUCACCCACCUCACUGCCCUGCACCUCAGUGACAACUCAUUGUCACGCAUCCCGCCAGACAUUGCCAAACUACACAACCUGGUGUACCUGGAUCUCUCAUCCAAUAAGAUCAGGAGCCUGCCGGCAGAGCUCGGCAACAUGGUGUCUCUCAGGGAACUGCUUUUAAAUAACAACCAGUUGCGGGUUCUGCCAUUUGAAUUGGGGAAACUGUUUCAGUUACAAACACUGGGGUUGAAAGGAAACCCACUUGCACAAGAAAUUAUGAGCCUCUACCAGGAACCUGAUGGCACGCGGAGACUGCUCAACUACUUGUUAGACAAUCUGGCAGGGGCUAUCAAGCGCAUACCAACAGAGCAGCCCCCAGCCCGGUCAUGGAUCUCACUCCAGGAACCAGACCGAACACGGGCCUCAGCACUGUUCUCGGUGAUGUGCUACAAUGUGCUGUGUGAUAAGUACGCCACACGACAGCUAUAUGGUUACUGUCCCUCUUGGGCUCUAAAUUGGGAAUACAGGAAGAAAUCCAUCAUGCAGGAGAUCCUGGGCUGCAACGCAGACAUCAUCAGUUUGCAGGAAGUUGAGACAGAGCAGUACUACAAUUUCUUCUUGCCUGAGCUGAAGGAGCAGGGAUAUGAUGGGUUCUUCAGUCCAAAGUCAAGAGCUAGGACUAUGUCAGAGUCAGACCGUAAACACGUGGACGGAUGUGCAAUCUUCUACAAGACGGAUAAGUUCAGCGCAGUGCAGAAGCACACAGUGGAGUUCAACCAGCUGGCCAUGGCUAACUCCGAGGGCUCAGAGGCUAUGCUGAACAGGGUGAUGACCAAGGACAACAUUGGGGUAGCUGUACUUCUUGAGGUCCGCAAAGAGAUGAUGGAGGUCUCCUCUGGAAAGUCACUCCAUGGCAUGGAGAAGCAGCUGCUCCUGGUGGCCAACGCCCACAUGCACUGGGACCCAGAGUACUCUGACGUCAAGCUGGUCCAGACCAUGAUGUUCCUGUCAGAGGUGAAGAACAUAGUGGACAAGGCCACACGCAGCCUCAAGUUGUCCUCUGUCUCUGGUGAGACCAAUGCCAUUCCACUGGUGCUGUGCGCUGACCUCAACUCCCUGCCUGACUCUGGCGUAGUGGAGUACCUGAGUACUGGCGGAGUGGACUGCACCCACAAGGACUUCAAGGAGCUUCGUUAUAGCGACAGCCUGACCAAAUUCAACUGCAACGGCAAGAACAGUACGUCCAACGGCAGGAUCACCCACGGCUUCAAGCUGAAGAGCGCCUACGACAACGGCCUGAUGCCUUACACCAACUACACCUUCGACUUCAAGGGUGUCAUCGACUAUAUUUUCUACUCCAAGCCUCACCUGAACGUGCUGGGUAUCUUGGGCCCCCUGGACCCCCACUGGCUCGUAGAGAACAAUGUCAGCGGCUGCCCACAUCCCCACAUCCCUUCCGACCACUUCUCCCUCUUCGCCCAGCUGGAGCUGCUCCUGCCCAACGUGCCCCCCCAGGUCAAUGGGCUCCAUCUGCCUGCACGCAGGUAGUGAGUCCCUGCCACACCGCCAGGGGGAGCUGCAACCACAGGCUCUCCCUUUUCAACCCUCCUCCCUCCCACUACCAGCUCUUCCCUCCACCACACUGGAGGAGGAAGACAAAAAAAACACAACCUGUAAAAUAUUCGUACAGUGAGGUCUGGCCGACAGGGAUUUCGUAUACUGUUAUAGAUAUUCUAUAUUUUUCUUUUUUCUCUCUCUAUUUUACUUUUUUGUUCUUUUUUUAACCGCUCAAUUCAGUCCUGUUCGUGCAUCAUAUUUUGUGUUUCGGACUCCUUUUCCUCCUCAGAAUCCACCCACCCACCCACUUUGUUUCUGUCAUCCAAACUAGAGGGGGUGGUAGCUCAUUCAGAUUUGUCACAUGGGGCACUGUUUGGUUUUUAGAGGAAGGGGAAACUUAGAAGUGGCUGAGGGGAUGACAUCCACCUGAAAAGCUCGAUCAUAGCUGAUGGUCUGCUUGUCUGUCUGUCCUGUAUAAAUCUAAAACCAGCAAAGACAGCAGACUUGUCAGUCUCAGACCUCCAUUAUUGGCUUGUGCUUGUUUUUCCCUCUACUCUGGGCAGCCAGCAUACUUUCUCAGUCUUUCUAGGAUACACACAUUUGUUGAUUCAGAUGUGGUUGGGUUAGAGCAGCUUUUAGCUUCGGUAGUUGUGCAUCCCUGGAGGUGGAUGUAGCGCAGCUUGUAUGAGGUGAGAUUUCCUGCUGUCAUUCUGUGGUGCUGAGGCCUUUUGUGUGGUCACGGCCUCCCGUGGUGCUACAAGAUAGUCUACACCUCUGACCCCGGCCCUGGUGCAUUAGCUACCAAACCCACAGAUGCCUCGAGAACCAAACGUCCGAGAACUACAUUCGCCUGAUCACACAUGGGCAGCGUGUAGUGUUAAUUUGUCAAGGAAGGAUGUUGUGAGAAACUGAGAGCAGCUACCAUCCUGUUUGCAGACUGUUUCACCCCAGCUUGUAUAGUUGUUAGGCUAGUCUUGUGCUUAGGAGCUCAUGUGGCCCAUGUAUCACCUUUUUUGGGGGCAAGGGGAUUUAGGCUGAUGGAAAAAGCAAUUGGGGGGGGGGUAUCAUAAAUCUUUUCUUUAUCUUGAAUGCUUAUAGGCAGACAGAGCGAGUAAUGGCUGAUACACGGGAGUAAAACCAGCAUUCCUCUCACUGUCUGGAGUUGCCAUCCACAACUCCACACAUGCAAGCUUACACACAAACACUUGCACACACACAGACACACAUAAUACAGGUAAUUUGAAGGCAGAUCUGUAGCACUGUCUCUGAGGCCAGUAGUGACUUUCCCCAGCCAUAAAUUCCAUACACAAAAGCAGUGGUUUUUUUCACAAGUGUUUGUACAGAAUAGAAAUCUAGACUCAGUCUUUACAUGAUUGUAUAUGAACCACAAAAGACCUGUUUUCUGGCGUUUUUUGUACUAAGAGUAAAUUAUGAUCAGAUUUGAAAAAAAGAUUGUAUUGUAAACUAUGGCUAAAUUUUUAUCCAGUUAAUGUUAAGAUGAAUUGAUAUUACCAGCUUGUACAAAAGACGUAAGAAGAGGUUGUUCAAGGCGUUCGCUGUCACUACUUUGCACUCCCUAGAGAUUAACUGUAAUUAAUGUAUCAGUAUUGUUUUAUUUUUUCCUUCCUACCCCCCUCUCUUUCUCUGCCAUUGAUUUGAUUUGCCGGCACAUUGCUGCGAUUGUAAAUAGACACUGAGUAAACUCUGCCUGUUGCUUCUUGCCCAUUAACAAAGCCAUUGAUCCACACUGCUGCCAUCAGUUCAGACAAAAGGACACGCAAGAUCGAGUCGCAGCCCACCAGCGAUUCCACAUCUGUUCAUCUCAAUAUCUCUCACUCGCUCUCACCAGUGACGUGUGGCCGAUACAACCUAUAUAAAUCCCACACGUACAACAAAAACAUCGUGCCUCACUGUAGCAGUUGUUGUCGUCUUGCACUAUUUACAUUUGACGAACGCCUGAACAACCUUUUCUCCUUUUAUUUUUAAAUACUGUUGAGACAUUUGUGAAGAUUUUAUGUCCUUUUUUUGGUUUUUGUUAAUGUUGAUUUCCUUUUUUAUGAGCUGUGACAAUGUUAUGAUGAUGUGUAUAUCCUUCCUAUUCAUUGAGCUCUCUAGUAAUCAGGUAUGCUUUCUCCACCGACCCUUUCUCUACUUAAAGAACAUGAGUAGGAUGUCUUAUCUUUACUAAAUCCACUCUCUCGGAUUGUUUUACUCCCUCAUAGUACCUUAGCAUGGCUCCAAGCCUAAACUCCCCCCCCCAAAAAAAAACCUCGCCCAUAGCUCCUACCCUGGCCAUGAAAUUUAAGUCUCUGCAAGCCUGUCCAUCACCCUAACAAACCCUCAACCGCCCAACCUCAGACUUAACCUACCCACUAUAUUACUCAAGCUGUGUCUUUUAAACCCCUUUGCUCAACCACUUUGUAUAGUUCUUACCCUCGUCACUGCAGCUAUAGUGCCAUCUGUGGACACCCCCCCAACCCCCCCCCCCCCCCCCAAAACCACCACCUCUGUAUUGGGAAAAGGUGGAAGGCUGCUUUUGGAUGAACAAGGGAUGAGGGGCAGUGAGCUCAGCUGUUUCUCCCUGAAGGCCCCAGGGCAAACGCGUUGUGAUGAAUCAAAUUUUGUUACAUCUCAGACCGACAACAAGAAAUCUGUCAGUGGUGAGAUGAUCACUUCAACAGCCAUGCUUUUACACGGAUACAAUGGACGACGAGCACUUAGUAGAUUCAGAUGCAGCUCCCCUCACUCCCUGUCCGAUCAUAUUAGUGAGUAAAGAUCUUAUUACUUUAAUGUAUAUGUUGAAAUGACAUUUUUAAAGCAAGAGGGAAGCAAGUAAAUAGGAAGUAUAAAUUUAGUCCUCAGAUCAAGUUUUCUUGUCCCAUUUGUUUGCCCCCUACAUGUUUGUUUUUAAACUUUUUUUGUUUUCCAAUGGAAACCAAUGUGUCCAGUUUGCUUUUUUUCCUGAAUGGCAUUAGUAUUGUAGUAGAUUUAAAGGCUAGCUUUUUUGUAAAGUGUGAAUAAAAGAUGUAUCUCAUGUUUCCUUUCUAAAAAGAUAUUGAAUUGUGUUGUUGAUGUGUAAAUCAUGAAUUCAAUGAUGGUGUUAUGUUUGCUACAUUGUUUUUACUUUUACUCAAUUUUUUUUUCCUCCCACCAUUUACUCUUAUCCCAUCACAAACCAAAAUCCUCUGUAGAAAUCAUGAUGAGGCAUUGUCUUUGAUGGGUUGAUGUAGAGAAUUUGAAUGUUCCUAUCAAUGCAUCGUAGAAUGAAGGAUUGAGUGCUUACUGGAGGAAAAGUACCUGCAUCUUUGGCAUCAGAACUUUCAGCACAGGGAUAUUCAUUUUUUUCUCUUUUCAUUGCUUUUCAGCUUUAUUUUGGAUGUUGCAUGGCACUAGGUGGAGAGUGCCAGUGCCUGUAGGUUAGGGCAGCAGAGCUGUCUUACUAGUGGCUGCAGUUCAGUCCUAGAGAACACUGUUCUGACUGGUGUAAAACGUGUUUGUAAGACUAAGCUAAUGUUGUGCCACUGGUUGCUAGACUGGUCCUGUGAUGAUUUUUUGAGUACUACUAGUCCAUCUCACUCUGUUCUUGUGCAUCACAGUGGUUAAAUCUGUUACACUAGCUAGCUACUAUCAAUAGUCACUGAUUUGACUCUUCAAAUCUUCUCAGUUGUUGACUCCCUCCCUCCCUCCUUUUCAUCACCCUCUUGAUAAAACCGCAGACUAUGGCUUCUAAUUGGAAAAUCUGGUAGAUUACAGAGCGGAGUUGUGUCGCUCUGUUAGCUUCAGCGAGUGAUCGCAUUGUACUUUUUCCACUGUUGCAUUGUUGUCAUAGUUGGCUUGUUUAGUCUGUGUAGAGUGAUUUUUUUCUCUCUCUCUCUCUCUCUCCCCAGGCUGCAUCUCUGUAAUGGUGCACACCAAAGCUGCUUGUAGUUCAGUUCUCUGUUGUAGAGCGAGUUCUUUCACCAACCCGUCGCAUCAUUUUUUUUCUUUUUUUUAAAUCCAAAUCAUAGUCUUCAUGAAACGUAGGGCUGUAAGGAAAGCAAGGUACUUUUGUCCUUUUCCUUGAAUCACAUGAACAUCCAUAUUCGUACUUGUCACUGUGGCUGGAGUUUGGUUUCUCAACCCAUCAACUCGAUUAAAUGCAUUUUUUUUUUCCAAAAACUUGGCAAUAAUACCCAGAAACAUUCAGACACAUUCAGAAUGGGUUUUUAAAUAUUUUAUCUGGAAAAUGUAGCUAUUUCAUCUUUCAAACUGUGGUCGUUUUUUUUUUUUUUCUCUCUUUUGCUUUUUAACUCUCCACUUUCAACCUCCCAGAUUGUUUCUUUACCUGAAGACCUUUUUAAGCUUGUUUUUUUUUCCCUUUCCCUUUUAUCAUCCAUCUUGUAUAUUUGCUCAUCUCCUUCUCCCUGCCGAUCUAGUGGUAGUUGUUCAAUGAUCAGGAUUGUCUAUCUGUAGUCAGCUGAGUACAUAUAUUGAUCUGUGUCACUGUGUUUAUGCACUGGACCAACUAUUGUUUACCAUUCAUGAAAAUACCAGCAAAAAAAAAAAAGAAAAAAAAUAAUGACGAAACACUUGCACAAUGUUGUAGAAUGUCCAUUAACCCAGAUGAGAAAUCAAGGCAGCUGUUUUCAAAUCAACACAUACUGUUUUAAAAAGAAACUGAAUGGUAAACAAUGCUUUCUGUUGUACCCCUUAGCCGUCCUCUUGAUUCUCUUUGGACUAGUUUUGUUCUUUUAUUUUUUCCGUUUGACUACAGGUUCUGCUUGUUUCCUUUACACCUACCUAUGUAUUUUCCUACUUCUGGUUGAAAAUAAAUUCUAUAUUAUCUGUUUCAA
Messenger RNA from Lates calcarifer (barramundi perch), 6659 nucleotides. It is a transcript of the gene cnot6a, whose product is annotated as CCR4-NOT transcription complex, subunit 6a. Gene Ontology annotation, biological process: nuclear-transcribed mRNA poly(A) tail shortening. The record is from RefSeq and is a predicted model, not a curated record. NCBI's taxonomy places the organism in Eukaryota, Metazoa, Chordata, Actinopteri, Centropomidae. The coding region runs from base 139 to 1818 and encodes 559 amino acids. Gene Ontology annotation, cellular component: nucleus; cytoplasm; CCR4-NOT complex. Gene Ontology annotation, molecular function: poly(A)-specific ribonuclease activity; protein binding. The transcript is spliced from 12 exons.